Molecule: messenger RNA, 1288 nt
Organism: Dendronephthya gigantea
Lineage: Eukaryota; Metazoa; Cnidaria; Anthozoa; Malacalcyonacea; Nephtheidae
Product: fructose-2,6-bisphosphatase TIGAR-like
Exons: 5
Coding region: 16-963 (315 amino acids)
Biological process (GO): negative regulation of glycolytic process; positive regulation of DNA repair; fructose 1,6-bisphosphate metabolic process
Cellular component (GO): cytosol
Molecular function (GO): fructose-2,6-bisphosphate 2-phosphatase activity
Source: RefSeq, a predicted model, not a curated record
UGUGACAAAAAUAGUAUGGCCUCCGUUGAAGAUGAAUGGCGAUUUCGUCUAACUUUAAUCCGCCACGGAGAAACCGAUCAGAAUCGCAACAAGAUUAUCCAAGGUCAAGACAAUACUAUUUUGAAUGAAACAGGGAGCGAGCAGGUUGAACUGGUUGCAACCAGAUUAAAAUAUGAACACUUGACAAGAAUUUAUAGCAGUGAUUUAGAACGAGCAUUAAAGACAGCAGAAGGAAUAUGUUUAAAAAAUGUACAUUUGAAAGACUUGAAGAUUUGUAUGGAAAAAACAUUACGAGAAAGGAAUUAUGGUGAGGCAGAGGGUAAAUCACGUCAGGAGUUAAAAAAAAUGUUGGGAGCAAACAAACUACCACGGGGUGCUGAGACUGAGGCACAAGUCCAAAAACGAGCUGUGGAUUUCUUUGCAGGAUUAUUAAAGGAUGUCAAGCAUUUGCGAAAAACUUUGACACAGCAAUCAAAUGUUGACUGUAGUAAAAGUGAUGACUUGAGCUUAGAGAAUUCCCAGCACUCAAUGGGUGAGUCAAGUGUGAAUGAACUACGGACAGGUAGUGAUCCCAGCUCUGAGAAAUCUCAUCAGUUUCCUCAAGAUAACAAUGAAUCAACUGAAGGUAUUAAACCUAGAACAACAUCUCUUCCUACUUCACAUAGAAGCAAACAAUUACAUUCUCCAGUUUUGCUAAAAGAUCUUUGUUGCAAUGAUUCCGCAGAGUGUGACCACACAGACAAACCAAUUCAUAUUGUUGUUGUAUCACAUGGUGGGAUUCUCCGUCAUUUUAUGUCAUAUUUCUCCAAAAACUUUUCAAGUCAAUUCCCAGUUGAUAAAAAAAAGCUUUUGCGGCAGAUUUGCCCAAAUACAGGGGUGUCGGAAUUUGUCAUACUGCUGGAGGGUGACAAGGUGACAAACAUUGAAUGUUUGCAGUUGUACAAUAAAUCUCAUUUGACUUAAGAAAAAAAGUCAUGUGUUGGUCAUUCAUCAGACAAAUCAUCUAAUUAUGACAUAACCGGACAGAUCCUUACAAAUGGCAUUUUAAAAAUUUGAGCACUCAUCUUUUAAAUUUAUAGGCACAAUUAUUGGAGAAUAGUUAAAUUCAUGGGGAAAUUUUUAUGUAGUGUAGCAGCACUGUAAAUUAUAGCACAGUAUAUGUCUUUAUUGUAUUUAGUAUUGAAUGCACUAUUGCAUAUUUAUACUAUUAUAAUAUUUCAAAUAUUUGUAAACAACUUGUACACUAGAUUGCAUAUAUAAAUAGGUUUAUUAUAUUAGCUCUUUAAAU